GAGCACUAUAUAUACACAUCUCUCCCUGUUUGCUCCGGCGGGCCAAGCCCAUCUCGACACCACAAGAUUGGCAGCCAACUUGCACCUCGACGAUUCGGCCCCAUGGAUGCGGAAGCCAAGCAAGAUGUACACACCAAGGACGGCUCCGUCGACCUCCGCGGCCGGCCGGUGGUCGCCUCGCAGACCGGCCGGUGGAAGGCCUGCGCCUUCCUAGUAGGGUACGAGUCGUUCGAGCGGAUGGCGUUCUACGGGGUGGCGUCGAACCUGGUCGUGUACCUGACGACGCAGCUGCGGGAGGAGACGGUGUCGUCGGUGCGCAACGUCAACAACUGGACGGGAACCGUCUGGAUGACGCCCAUCGUCGGUGCAUACAUCGCCGACGCCUUCCUCGGGCGCUUCUGGACCUUCACCAUCUCAUCCCUGAUCUACCUCGCGGGCAUGGUUCUGAUAACGUUGGCCGUCUCCCUCAAGUCCCUCCACCCGCACUGCACCCCGGAAGGCGGCUGCGCGCCGGCGACGCCGCAGCAGGUCGCCUUCUUCCAUGCAGCGCUCUACACCAUGGCCAUCGGCGCAGGCGGCACCAAACCCAACAUCUCGACGUUCGGCGCGGACCAGUUCGACGACUUCGACGAGCGGGAGCGCGAUUCCAAGACCUCCUUCUUCAACUGGUGGAUGUUCAGCUCCUUCACCGGCGGCCUUGUCGCCGUGCUCGUCCUCGUCUUUGUGCAGGAGAACGUCGGCUGGGGCGUCGGGUACACCAUCCCCACCGUCGGCCUCGCCCUGUCACUCAUCCUCUUCUACGUCGGCACGCCGUUCUACCGGCACAAGCCCGUCCGGCGGGCCACGGCCGCAGGCCCGGCGAGGCUGGUCAGCAGAGUGUUCAGUGAGGCGUUCGCCAACCGGAAGCGUCAGCUGCCAGGCGACCCUGGUGAGCUGCACGAGCACGAUACGGCGUGGUACGCCGCGGCGGGGAAGCGGCGGCUGCACCACACGCCAGCGUUCCGGUUCCUGGACAAGGCAGCCCUGAUGUGGACGGAGGAGGAGACGAGCCGGCGACCGUGCACGGUGACCGAGGUGGAGGAGGUGAAACUGAUCGCGGGCAUGAUCGUGGUGUGGCUGUCGACGCUGGUGCCGUGCACCAUCUGGGCGCAGGUGAACACCCUGUUCGUGAAGCAGGGCACCACCCUGGACCGCACAGUCAGCGGCGUCCGCAUCCCGGCGGCCUCCCUCGGCAGCUUCAUCACCAUAUCGAUGCUGCUCUCCAUCCCGGUCUACGAUCGCGUGCUGGUGCCGCUGGUCCGGCGUCGGACGCGCAACCCGCGCGGGAUCACGCUCCUCCAGCGCCUGGGCAUUGGGUGCGCACUCCAGGUGAUGGUGGUGGCGUGCGCAUACCUCGUGGAGGUCCGGCGCAUGCGCGUGAUCCGGGAGCGGUCCGUCCAGGGCCCCGGCGAUACGGUGCCGAUGAGCAUCUUCUGGAUGCUGCCGCAGUACGUGCUGCUGGGCGUGGGCGACGUGUUCAACUCCGUGGGCAUCCUCGAGUUCUUCUACGACCAGUCGCCGGACGGGAUGCGGAGCCUGGGCACCACCUUCUUCACCAGUGGCCUCGGCGUCGGCAACUUCCUCAACAGCCUGCUCGUGACGCUCGUCGACCGCGCCACUAGGGGCAGCAAGGGCGGCAAGAGCUGGAUCGCCAACAACCUCAACAACUCCCACCUCGACUACUACUACGUGUUCCUGCUGCUGCUCUCGGUGGCCAACCUGGCGCUGUUCGUGUGGGUGGCCACGAGGUACAAGUACAAGAGGGAGUUCCUGGAGGUGGAGGGCGCAAGGACGCCGGAGUUGGAGAUGGCCGGCGGCAAGGGUGAGGUGGAGAGCGGCAAGGGGACGGACGCAUCGUUGACGGUCAAGGGCGCGCAAGCUGCACCGUGACACGUAGAUGGUUAGAGUACAGGUGAGACAAUGGACACGUAUACACGUGUUUCUGGUCUGUGGAUGGACCUAAUAUGUUGUUGGGCUUAUGUUUGUUGCAAAAACAUAACAGAAAUUACAAGUGAUUAGGGAAAUACAUGCCCGUUAUACUCAAAUGGCCUUGCUUUGCAUCGCU
Messenger RNA from Phragmites australis (common reed), 2104 nucleotides. RefSeq names its product protein NRT1/ PTR FAMILY 5.1. Bases 103 to 1929 code for a protein of 608 amino acids. NCBI's taxonomy places the organism in Eukaryota, Viridiplantae, Streptophyta, Magnoliopsida, Poales, Poaceae. The transcript has 3 exons. Gene Ontology annotation, molecular function: tripeptide transmembrane transporter activity; dipeptide transmembrane transporter activity. Gene Ontology annotation, biological process: dipeptide transport; transmembrane transport. The record is from RefSeq and is a predicted model, not a curated record. Gene Ontology annotation, cellular component: membrane.